GUGCCAAGCUCAAGUCGUUAACGCCGCCUUGCGACAAAAAGUUCCAACUGAACCCGGCCGUCGCAGUUUCGAGACUCUACUCAGCUGUACACUUCUGCUCGAGCGACUACGACCAUGGGCAAACCGUCUGUCGAAGUGGCAGGCUUUCUGGCUCUGCCAUUGAGGCUCCCUUCUUCUACCCAUGCGACAUCGGCAUCCCGAGAAGCGACGCAUUACCUCUAUCUCAAGCCUCACGACCCCCCAGUGCCGGACGAGGAGACGCCGAGAUCAUUGUUCUUGGUGAACAUCCCCGUGUCCGCCACGGCCGCAUCGCUCAAACACCUCCUAACGACGCAAUUAGAGGGUGGUCGUGUCGAGAAAGUGCGGUUCACAGAUGAUCUACAGGAGAAGCCGUCAUCGGUCGUCUCCUCGAAAUCCGGAGGAGGCCGCAAGAGAAAGCGGAUCACGGCCGAAGAGUUAGAGGCCGGAUUGGACAGAUUUACCCUCCCUCACGUUUUCGACAGUCACAUCCAUCCCAGCGGGUCUUCGGCGGUUGUCGUCUUUGUCGACCGCCCGAGUAUGGAACUCACACUCAAAGCUGCCCGACGACUGGCCAAGUCGCGCACGGCAAUUGUAUGGGGAGGAGACGGCACAGAACAAAAGCCGGUACUCCCGCAUCUGGGCUUGAUGAGAUAUGAACACCACAAACAUCGGCAAUUCCCGUCGAGUAAAGAGCUCUUGCGCUCCGUGAACGGGUUCAUGACCGCUUGGUCGCAACUCGAGGAGGCUAGGAGCCGCGAGACCGCGCGGAAACGGCAAGAGCCUGACGAGGACGGCUUUGUCACGGUCACCAGAGGCGCAAGAGGCAGUGUGCGAGCCGACGAGGCGAAAGAGAUCGCAGAGAGACAGAAAGAGAAGAACAAGGCUCUUGAGGACUUUUACAGGUUCCAGACACGGCAGAAGAGAAAGGAGGAACAAUCCGAGAUGUUGAGAAAAUUCGAAGAGGAUAAACGGAGAGUGGAAGAGAUGAGGCACAGACGUGGGAAGUUGACGCCUGGUUGAAAAGCCCUGUGUCGUGCGCAACAAUCUAGUAUCAGAUGUUGAACAGCAACAGUACCUUCCUCGAAGCCCUCUGCAGAUGGGAGUCUGUACGUCGCUGGAGUAAUCCCCCAUCGGGCCCAUGCAUGCCAGCUCGAGCUGACCACGUCCAAUGUUGUGAAGAUCAUGCCCACAAUCAAAGGCGACACUAUCUGUGCGAGGUGACGCCAUCGGCAUUAUACACGGCUUGAGCGGACACCCAUGGGGGGUAGCAUGCAUCUCGAGCGCAUUUACCCAGUUAGUCUCGCACUCACCUGGACAGCCUCUUCCGUCAACCCUCUUCUGGGAUGUGGAAGGACAUAGCGUGGGGAGUUGAGAGGAACACUUGCAUUUCAGAACGAAAGUCGGGUCGAAGGCAGAGCGAGCCGGGUAUACCCCGACUGCGUUAUAAUGAUAUCGACCCGAGAAGGAUUUUCUGCGGGUCGUUGGCAACAAAGCUAUGAUGCAGCAGCGCGACGUUCUUGGGGUUGCGAUAAUGCGUUUUGUGGUCGACUGGCUUUUUCUCCGUAUCGGAAAUGGCAAGGGAGAGACAUUGGGUUCUGAUAUGGAUUCGCAGUCAAGGGCUCUGAUCGGCGAUCACAUACCUGGAGGCAUGUCUGCCGACACUCCGUAUACUUUCUGCCAGUGGUGUUAGCCACAGAUGCAUGCGAGCCGUGUCAGCCGUGCUCGAAAAGGAAACACACCAUGCAGUGUCCAACAACUCUGGGGUGUGAUGCACAAAUGGAAAUCUCAUUCAGCAUCUUGAGAACCGUCGUAGCUGAGUCUCAAUUGACACGAUAAGCUCGAACAUCCACCAUUAUUGGACCAGCGGCCAUUGCAGGAUUCGGUACGGCAAUGCAAUGCAAUAGUGCUCCUUCUGCGUGAGCCGCUUAGACUCAUUCGAGAAUUAUGUCUUAGAUUUUCCGACUGGGUUGUAACCGGUACGCUCUGUCGUCGAGGUGGUCCAAUAAUUGUGAAGAACGUG
This is a messenger RNA of Exophiala dermatitidis NIH/UT8656, 2041 nucleotides long. Its product is annotated as meiotic recombination protein DMC1. Gene Ontology annotation, biological process: ribosomal small subunit assembly; rRNA processing. The transcript is spliced from 3 exons. Lineage: Eukaryota; Fungi; Ascomycota; Eurotiomycetes; Chaetothyriales; Herpotrichiellaceae. The record is from RefSeq and is a predicted model, not a curated record. Gene Ontology annotation, cellular component: CURI complex; UTP-C complex. The coding region runs from base 115 to 1041 and encodes 308 amino acids.